AUGGGCUUCAGCUGCUGCUCCAGAAACUUCUCCUCCCGCUCCCUUGGGGGCUACCUGCGGUACCCAAGUUCUUUCUACCCCAGCAACCUGGUCUACCGCACUGACCUCUGCUCUCCCAGCCCCUGCCAGCUGGGAUCCUCUCUCUACAGCAGCUGUCAGGAGACCUGCUGUGAGCCCACCAGCUGCCGGACGUCCUGCGUGGUGUCCAGCCCCUGCCAGAUGUCCUGCUCCCGCCCAAGGACCUCCACACUCUGCAGUCCCUGCUGGAUGACUUAUGCUGGGCCCAGAGGCUUCAGACCCCAGGGUUAUGGAGUCCGUGGCUUCCCCACCUUGAGCUAUGGAUCCAUAUUCUGCCACCCAACCUAUUUUGGUUUUCGGCAUCUCUAGCCAUUUUGCUACAA
Messenger RNA from Acinonyx jubatus (cheetah), 401 nucleotides. RefSeq names its product keratin-associated protein 13-2-like. Lineage: Eukaryota; Metazoa; Chordata; Mammalia; Carnivora; Felidae. The record is from RefSeq and is a predicted model, not a curated record. The coding region runs from base 1 to 387 and encodes 128 amino acids. The transcript has a single exon.